AUGCGCCACAACACUCGCGGCAAAGAGAGCGAAUUAUUAACUUUUCGCUACGCCGCCGUAGAUAACCUCGACGCAUCCCCGCGCAAUCCCCAAAUUCCAAAUUUCAUCAGGAUGCUGAAAAGUGACCACGGGGACUGGUACAAAAAUGUGGUGAAGUAUCAUCGAAAAGGCAAGGUACGAUACACAGGAUACAGAGACCGGCCGCAAGAAGAAAGACAAGUACGUUUCCAAAAUGCAUGUCGCGAGGGCCACACAGAGAUAGCAUUCGUAGCAACCGGCACAAAUCUUCAACUCGUCUUCGCACCCCCUUCAAAUUCCUACAUGCAAAACAGAGAAUGCGACUUCGACAAAGAACCCGGAAAGAUUCAUAUAAAAUCCUCUUUAAUAAUGAAUGGCGUUUGCGUACGGUGGAGAGGGUGGAUCGAUUUAGAGCGUCUGGAUGGCGUCGGUUGUUUGGAAUAUUGCGAAGAUAGGGCAGCUGCCGAGGACGCCUUAUUGAGGGAACAAAUUGAACGCUACAACCAAAGAUUAAGGGAGUUCGAGGACAAACAGCGAGGUUACCGUUCCCAGGAUCGAAUUGAUCAGGAUCUUGAGUUGCGGAUGGCAAACAGUCUACACGGUUCAGCACACCAUGGUCAUCACGGCGGGCCGGUGUCUUCACGUUGUCAUGGACCUCCAAGGCAUGGGCUACCCCUACAAGGUAGAAAGAAGAAUGACUUAAAUCACGGACAUCACAAUUAACAUCGGAUUUCCUUUUCAAUUCCUCCACAAAGAUUAAUGUGAUAUAUUCUCUAUAAUUAUUAUUGUGUAAUUGUGUAUUACAUAACAGAUUGUCACGGUUUUUCCACGCGUACCUACCUAAAUUUCUUUAAAUUACUUUGCAAUUCAUUAAGGAAGUGGAAAUUUGUAAGCCGCGUGGAAAAACCGCGGACACUCCUUUUUCUCGUGAAGAGAAAUCGCAAUGUCAUUCUUCAUACUUUGAAGCUAUUUUAACAACAAUUAAAGAUUAGUGUUAUGCGUGAUUUACAUCAGAGUGAUUUAAACCUUGUAAUUAUAUUAUUACUACUAAUAAUUUAAUUUUCCAUUCCUUUUCCCUUAAAUCGCUUUGUACGUAAGAAUCGUAAGGGUGCGAUCGUCUGAGUGUAAUUUGUUAUUCUUUACGUUACAAUUACAUAUCUUGUAAUAAAAUUAUUAGUAUCAGAAUGAUCCGUUCCAUGUACAAUUUUACAGUUUGUGUGGCCUAUUAUACACGGUGUUUGUUGUAUAAUCGUACAAUAUAGAAUAAAACUACGUCUCUGUGGAA
Photinus pyralis (common eastern firefly) is the source of this 1303-nucleotide messenger RNA. RefSeq names its product protein big brother-like. The transcript is spliced from 7 exons. Gene Ontology annotation, biological process: regulation of transcription by RNA polymerase II. Gene Ontology annotation, molecular function: transcription coactivator activity; sequence-specific DNA binding. Gene Ontology annotation, cellular component: core-binding factor complex; nucleus. Lineage: Eukaryota; Metazoa; Arthropoda; Insecta; Coleoptera; Lampyridae. Bases 1 to 741 code for a protein of 246 amino acids. The record is from RefSeq and is a predicted model, not a curated record.